This is a messenger RNA of Penicillium roqueforti, 690 nucleotides long. RefSeq lists its product as uncharacterized. The record is from RefSeq and is a predicted model, not a curated record. NCBI's taxonomy places the organism in Eukaryota, Fungi, Ascomycota, Eurotiomycetes, Eurotiales, Aspergillaceae. The coding region runs from base 1 to 690 and encodes 229 amino acids. The transcript has 2 exons.
AUGUCUCCAAUCGUUAGCCAGGUCGUCUUCUUCCGCGUCAAACGUUCCGUCAAGCCUGAAGACCCGUCCAGCAUAGAAGGCAAGAGUCUGAUGAGGAUCUUCCAGGCGACCCAACACCAAAGCGGUCAUGCGCGCUCAUCCUGGGGAUACACAUUCGAAGACAAAGACACCAUCGUCUGGGUUGUAGACUGGACCGACCCUCGCAGCACAAUAGAUAUUCAACUAAUCAACGAGUUUUUGGCACCCGACAAUCCCCAGCCACCGUCAUCACUGCGCGUCACCUUCAGCCCACCACUCUCUGCCACAGAAACACUAACCAAAAACCCCGUGACUGAGCUGUGCACGCUGUCAUUUCCGAGUGAUCUCGAAGUGUCAGGAAUGAAGCAGAUCGACGCGGACUUGAUCAGCUUCCGCAUCGCGAUGGUCGAGCAGCUACCACAGUCAAUGGGGCCACGAUCAUGGUCGAUGGGGCAUGUCGACCGGCCGAGUAAGCUGCCGCACGAGAAUAGUCCGAGUGGGCAAGCUUUCGCGUACCUCCUGGCUGUUGGCUGGAACAGUAUGGAGGCGCAUCGCAAGGCCGAUAAAACAGAGAACUAUGCCCGCAGUAUGGCGCCUCUGAGGAAGAAGAUGUUGCCGCCUAUUCCUGGGUUGGAGACGAAACAUGUUAGUUUCCAAAAGAUUUCGGGUUAG